AUACUUAAAUAACGUUUCAGGAUCUUUAAACAUGAUUGCUAAAAAUAAAAAUGGCGAGUUCAGUAGAUCUGAAAACUCUCAGAAUUUACUUGAAGGCUAUAAAAUAAUUCAUCGAUCAAUUGUUGAACGAUUGGAAUACUUUAUUAGUAGCCAAUGUUCAGUUGUAUCGUUUGAAAAUGAUUUCAUAUCAUACACCUAUUUUAAGAUACCGUAUAGUUACAAUCCUAAUAACUUACUUAAUGAUUUGGAACACCUAAAAAACUACAUAUUUAUUGUUAUGAGAGAAUAUUUAUUAUGGUAUGACAUGAACUAUGAUGAAAUGUUAAAAAGUUACAAUGACAUUGUAAAACAUUUAGCGUUGUCUUUUCGUAGGAAAUCAUAUAGUGUUUUUAAUCCUAAAUAUUUCUUAUUUUAUGAUUUAAUGGAAACUCGAUCUAAUUUAUGCGAGCUAGAAUUAUCAUCAGGUUCUCAAGCAAAACAAUAUGCUAGAUAUAAGAGUGACAAACAACUAGUUGAUAUUUUAGAUAUGGUUCGAUAUGCCCCGUUGAAAAAAAGGAGUACUAAUAAUUAUAAAAUAAAUUUAUUUGAUGUGUUUCGUUUCAUCAAGUUUGAUUUUGAUUUGCAAAAUGUACAAGCAUUUAAAUUUUUAGUAAAUACUGCAACGGUUCGUCCAGUUAUGUUGAUCGUCCUCGUUUAUUAUUCGUUAGUUAGAAAAUACCUUUCAAUUCGUAAUUUUAUUUUUAAUGAAUUAAGAAAUGAUGUGAAAGACAAAAUCAUUGAAAUGGGUCAACAUAUUAUUGAAAUUAUGAAAUCAUUUAUGGAUUUGAAUUUAUUUGGAGAAGAAUUUACAAAUUACAUUGCGUGUAAUUUUAAUAAAACAUACGAACUUAUUUUAUCUUUCAAAGAAUGCAAUGAUUUGUUCUUAAAUAAUGAAAUGUAUGUUAAUGCACUAUUUUACAAAUCGUACAUAAAAAGAAAUUAUUUCAAUGUUUUUAGUGAAUUACUGUUAGGAUAUGACACAGAAGAUAUUAGGCAGUUUUAUAAUUUAGCUCAUGACAAAAUAAAUAAAAUCGCAUCAUUCGUUUCAGAAAUAAAAAAAUAUCAGUAUUGUUUUGAAAUAUCAAAUAAAGUUGUUCAUAAAACAUUAGUAGGUUGGCAUUUAAUUAGAAAAACUUUAAAGCAAAAUAUUCCUUACGCUUCUAUCCCAAUUAAUUCGGGUUGACUCUACCUUAUUGAUUUGACAGAAUGUGAAAAGUAUGUGUCAAUGUUUAAGUUCCUAUAUGAUUACCCAUCUAGGAACUAAUAGCAAACUGUGCGGCUAAACAUCAAAAUUUAUUGUAAGAAUUUAAAUGGUUUUAGUACUAUGCUUGGUAAUUUACGUAAUUCGAUUUAUAGGCUAUAAACUUUUUAGAUUCAGUGACCAUAUCUAACUUUUAAAUAAAUAUACUUUAAUGAAAAAUAUAAUAAUAUGAUAUGAGAAAUAAAAAUAAUUUGAGAUAACCGAUUAGUACACCGACACUCUAAUUAUAUUCAAUUUAUAACCCAACCCAGCACAGCGGGGACGUAGCAUAGUUGGGUCAAGUAUAAUGAUAUCUGACAGUGAUUAAAAUGUACUAUAGUUAAUUAUUGUCUAUAUUUUUAGACAAUUGUCAUUAGGUAUUAGAUCAGGACAUAGCCUAGUCGGAUCUGUCCUAUUUUCACAUAUGAUUUCGUCCUCAGAUGUGUUGUUAAAUUUCAUUAUAUCUAGAUAUUUUUGGUUAUUUUUAAUAAAUUAAAAAAAGUGAAUAUUUUAAUUGUAGAAACUUUUUAACACAAGAGUUACAUAGAAAUUAGUAGUGUGAUUAAAAAUUAUUUAUUAGGGGAAAAAAAUA
Molecule: messenger RNA, 1871 nt
Organism: Daktulosphaira vitifoliae (grape phylloxera)
Lineage: Eukaryota; Metazoa; Arthropoda; Insecta; Hemiptera; Phylloxeridae
Exons: 2
Coding region: 32-1222 (396 amino acids)
Source: RefSeq, a predicted model, not a curated record